Molecule: messenger RNA, 1094 nt
Organism: Oncorhynchus masou masou (cherry salmon)
Lineage: Eukaryota; Metazoa; Chordata; Actinopteri; Salmoniformes; Salmonidae
Product: B-cell receptor CD22-like
Exons: 5
Source: RefSeq, a predicted model, not a curated record
UCAGCCUGAGCGGGGAGCUGCCCUCCUGUAGGGGUGGGAGAAUGGAGUGCUCGGGUGUUGGGUUUGAGCCUGAAGGUGUUCUGGCCUGUUUUGGUCAACGAGAUUUGAUCGCCACAAUGCCAGAUAGACUGGAUGUACUGACUGGCUCCUGUGUGCAAAUCCCAUGUUCAUUUGAUAUUCCUCACCAAAAUAAGUAUACAUUUAACAGCACAAUAUUAACCUCUGGAGUGUGGAUUAAAGGAAACUUAAACUUUCGUGAGCGUCCGGACAGAGUGAUAUUUAACAGUAGUAAGUUGGUCAACAGAUAUCAAGGGGAGAUAACUGGAAACAUGUCCCAGAAGAACUGCACCACAGUCUUCUUCAAUGUAACCACCAAUUACACUAAUAAAUACUUCUUCAGGAUUGAGAGUCAACCAUUCCGUGCAACAGACACUGAAAAGUCUGUUAAUAUAGUUGUCAGUGAUUUGCCUUCCAGUCCCAUCAUUACUGUCUCAGGUGAGGUGAAGGAAGGGACCCCUGUCAGCUUGAACUGCUCUGCUGUCGCUCCCUGUCCCGAACACCCCCCUGAGCUGACAUGGACUCUCCCAACACAGUUCACACCUGAGAACCAACUGCAGGAGAAUCCAGACCAAACCAAAUCAGUUCUCUCCACGGUGACCUUCACUCCGUCAUACCUUCAUCAUGAGAAGAACAUCACUUGUACUGCAGUCUACCCAGUAGGGACAAGCAACAAGACAGCUGAACAUAACAUGAUGCUUAACGUUUCAUUCUCUCCUAAGGACACCUCGGCCUCCAUCAGUCCAGCUGAUCCAGUAUCAGUGGGCAGCUGUGUUAAUCUGACCUGCAGCAGUACAGCCAACCCUCCUGUGACAAACUUCACCUGGUUCAAGAUCAGUGAGGGUAAAACAACACAGGUAGCAUCUGGACUGAGUUACACCCUCAAUGUUACUGUUGGUGAUGGAGGACUGUACUACUGUGAAGCAAGAAAUAGUCACGGCUGUGGGAAGUCAAAUGAAGUGCAGCUGGCUAUAAAAGGGCAAGAAGAGCCUGUUAACCCAAAGGUUUUUGAGAUUGUAGGAAAAACCUUGGGGUUG